AUGAAACCCUACUUUCGCCCUGCCGCCACGGCCGCCGCCGAUCUUGCGCUGAGCUGGCGCCCCGUGUUGCAGGAAUCUCUCAUGGAGCCCCGGGUCUCGGCCGCCACCGUCAGGAUCUACUGCAUUGAUGCGAGGGAAGAGCUUUGGCCGCGGGCUAAAGAUGUCCAGCUCGAGGUGACGACUGGCGGCGCGUUUCUCAUGGCCCACGGGUACAUUUCUGUUGCGCUCCUGUGGUUCAUGGGCAUGCGCGAGACGCUCCUGGACGUCCUGGGCAAGAACGAGGGCGACCCCUCCGUGGCCGUCCGAGACUAA
Colletotrichum higginsianum IMI 349063 is the source of this 312-nucleotide messenger RNA. RefSeq lists its product as uncharacterized. Bases 1 to 312 code for a protein of 103 amino acids. The record is from RefSeq and is a predicted model, not a curated record. The transcript has 2 exons. NCBI's taxonomy places the organism in Eukaryota, Fungi, Ascomycota, Sordariomycetes, Glomerellales, Glomerellaceae.